This is a messenger RNA of Fonsecaea nubica, 2310 nucleotides long. RefSeq lists its product as hypothetical. The transcript has 3 exons. NCBI's taxonomy places the organism in Eukaryota, Fungi, Ascomycota, Eurotiomycetes, Chaetothyriales, Herpotrichiellaceae. The record is from RefSeq and is a predicted model, not a curated record. Bases 1 to 2310 code for a protein of 769 amino acids.
AUGCCUCCUUUUAAAGAUGAGCAUGUGCUCAUCAUUGCGCCUGGCUCGCAAAUCACCGCCGCGCAGCUCGGGUUGCCCGAAUCUUUUACCCCUCCGAGGUAUCGCUUUCCCACGCGCAUGUUCGCGGGCGCGAACCCUGGAGAAUGGGAACCCAUCAAGAUCAGAACCAAGAUCACGACGAAGCCGAAAGUGGUCGGACCGGAACCCGCGCCCGCUCCUGCGCCUGCUGAGCCGGAACCGAUUGAGGUCGAGGCCAAACCAGAUAUUCCUCUUACAGAUGGCGAGGAGAAAAAGGCUGAACAAGCAAAUGGCGACCAGAUAAAUGGGGGAGCGGCUGAGGCUGAGCAAACCAAUGGCGAAGUUCCCCAAACCACGCAGCCAAAUGGAGAACCAGAACCCCAACCCAAGGUGGAAGAACCGCCAGCCGAUGAGCAAGCUAAAGCUGAAGAGCCAAAACAAGAACCUGCUCCGUUGGAGGAUGUCGAGAUGAAAGAGGCUCCUGCAGCUGAGGAAGCCUCUAAACCCGAGACUGGGGACACUGAGAUGGCUCCGCAGCCGGACCAGGAAGCACAACCCGCAGCACCCCAAGAAGGAGGAGAAGCCACGGCCGAAGUUGAAGAGGAAACCACAGAAGUUUUCGAGGACGACCAUUGGUCUACCGAAGGCGCUGUCUACCCGAUCAAGGAAGGACACAUUGAGAAUUGGCCAUGUUUCUUUGCCCUUCUUUCGCACAUCUACAACAUGAUCUCCCCACCCUUCCAUAUGCCGGUCCUCUUCGUUGCACAGCCGUGUUGGAGCGCCAGAGAUCAUGAAAUGAUUACCCAAUACGUCUUUGAACAUUGGAAGAUUCCAGCCUUCUGUCUAAUGGACGCCGCGUUGACGGCGUGCUAUGCAUAUGGCGUGCCGACUGCGCUGGUGUUGGAUGUCGGGCACGAGAAAUGUGAUGUUAGUGCAGUUACAGAUUUUCAGGUGAACGAACUUGGACGGGGCAUGGCGCUUUCUGGUUGUGGCGGACGCGCGAUGACACUUCGGCUCCAGCAGUUGUUGGAGAGCCAAGGGUUCGACGAAGAUAUGGCAGAGCAAUUGAAAAAGAGCCCGAUCUGCGAGAUUUUGCCUGUUGGAACGCCCUAUCCAAAGUCUAUCACCAGCAGCACAGCUGUUGUUGCCCCCAAUCCUGCUGCCGCGGCAUCUACAGGAGCGUUGGAUUCUGGCAUGAACGCAAAGGAUGGCGAGGGACUGAGACCGGGACAGGCACCUCGAGGUCCAGGGAUGGGAACCAUGGUUGGUGAAGAAGGUCCUAAUGGCGAUGAAGAGGACAAUGAAGGUGUUCUUGAUGUCGCGGCCAUCGUUGCGCGCGACAACGCUGCCGAGUUGCUCGCAAAGCGCGAACGGGAAAAGGCCGAAAAAGCCGCGGCGAAGAAAGGUGGCGCCGUUGAUGCUGCCAGACAAGUCCGACUACGCAACUCAGAACGAGAACACGCUUCUUUCACCUAUGUGGACUUUGUCCCGGUGGAGGAGUCGACGGAAGGAGGUCUGCCCUUGAGUCGAAAACGAAAACGGGAGAUUGAAGUUGGGGUGGAACGAUUCAUGGCAACAACUCCCGCUCCAGGAGCUUCUGAGGGCAUCAUCGACAUAAUUGCCGAGGCGAUCCAUCAUACCAUCUCGAGUGUUCCAGACAUUCCCCAGCGGGCGACACUCUGGGACAAUCUGAUCAUAUUGGGAAAUGGAAGUCGAAUCAGAGGCUUCACGUCAAACCUUCUCUCGGUGCUCAACUCACGAUAUGUGUUGUCUCCGUCAACUGCCACCAUUUUUACCUCUGAGCUCCCCUCGAAUUUCACAACUCCGGUCGCCACGCCCGGCACAAACACACCCAUUCCCGGCCAGGGAAACCACGCCUUCCAUAAUCCGGGGGGUCAUGGUGUUAACCCUUUGCUUGUUGCCGCAACCAAGAACAUGAUGCAGCCUCACACGCAACCGCACCAUCUUCAAGUGCCUGGCAUGAAUCCUUCUCUGGUAGGGACACCAACGCCAAUGGGCGGGUCCGAUCCAAACAACCCCAUGUCGACAAUCUCCCACCAACAUAGGGGAUUCUCCCAGACGCCCAUCUCCAUCAAAGUCGUCAAACCGCCCGAAUAUUUCCCCGAGUGGAAGACCCCAGCCAUGUCCGGCAUGGAAGAAGCUGGGUUCUUGGGGGCUCAAGUGGCUGCUAAAGUGGUGUUCAUUGUGGACCAGGGUAACAGCAAGGGAUUCCUGAGCCGGAGCGAGUAUAACGAACUCGGUCCUGGCGGAAUCCACGAAUGUGCCAUGUAG